AUGCCGACGCCGGUAACCGUCGCACGGCAAUUCCUAACCGACGAAGCCGCGCGUGCACUAGACGACGCCGUAACAGUCGCACGCCGUCGUAGCCACUCACAAACAACCUCACUUCACGCCGUAUCCGCCUUACUCUCCCUACCAUCUUCCUCUCUCCGUGAAGCCUGCUGCCGCGCUCCCGUUCGAUUCCCUCCACAUCCGUCAUUCUCGCACCGUCUCCAGUUCCGAGCACUCGAGCUUUCCGUCUGCGUGUCUCUCGACCGCCUCCCGUCCUCGAAAGGAUCAACGACGGAGGAGCCGCCGAUUUCGAAUUCACUCAUGACCGCAAUCAAACGGUCACAGGCCAAUCAGCGGCGUCACCCGGAGAGUUUCCAUUUGUUUAAUCAGUAUCAAAACGGAACGACGUCGUCUAUGUUGAAAGUUGAGCUUAAACAUUUUGUUGUAUCGAUUCUUGAUGAUCCAAUCGUGAACCGGGUUUUUGAUGAAGCUGGAUUUCGAAGCUGUGAUGUUAAGCUCGCUUUGCUUCAACGUCCGCCUCAAGUUCAAUCAUCUUCAAUCAAUGAACUCUACUCUAAAUCCAAAUCCAGUUUGAUGGGGUCCUUUGUUCCAUUUGGUGGAUUCUUUUCUACACCUUCUGAAAGCAAAAGUCACGUAGAUCCUGCUACUCUGGCAUCUAGUUGCUCAACAAGCUUGCCUUUGUUUAAAAAGGUUGUUGAUGUGGACACACAUGGGGGACUUGACAUGGCAAAGAAUGUACUCCAUCAUCCAGUGCAGACUAAUGAAGAAAAUACAAGCUUGAAUGAUAAGAUAUUGGAAUUUCAAAAGAAGUGGAAUGAUAUUUGUCAACAGCUUCAUCAACCAAGGUCUCAAGUUCCAUCACUUGAGGUUUUUCGGUUUGGUUCUGGUUUUAAUGAAAGCAGCAGUAAAGAUCCAUCACUUAAUGAACUCCAAUGUUCUAGUUCAUUUUCCUUCAUGCCUGAAAAGUUGCAUGAAAGUUACAGAGACUCAGGAAAUUGA
Molecule: messenger RNA, 1017 nt
Organism: Vicia faba (fava bean)
Lineage: Eukaryota; Viridiplantae; Streptophyta; Magnoliopsida; Fabales; Fabaceae
Source: the annotation of a GenBank genome assembly